Leptopilina boulardi is the source of this 1329-nucleotide messenger RNA. RefSeq lists its product as uncharacterized. Gene Ontology annotation, biological process: arachidonate secretion; phospholipid metabolic process. The transcript is spliced from 5 exons. The record is from RefSeq and is a predicted model, not a curated record. Bases 351 to 1151 code for a protein of 266 amino acids. Lineage: Eukaryota; Metazoa; Arthropoda; Insecta; Hymenoptera; Figitidae.
UUCCCGCGAUUAUCAUGGUAUAAAAGAAAAUUGGAUAUGUUCUGGGGAGCACAAACAAUUCGCGACUCUUGCAAGAUUCACCUUCACUUCCGGUGGUUUCUUUUUUUUAAUACAUUGAGAGAUUGGAUGCGGGUAUUUUUUUCAAGGUGAUUUUUCACAUCAACUACUAAAAUCUCAACUUGACCUAGGACAAGUGGAUGACCUUGACAUUUGUCGUGGAAGGAUAAUUAGUUUCCGAGUUAUUGCUCGCUAUUCGAAUACAUAUACAGAGAAGUUUGGCUUAACAGAAAACAUUUACAACUCGACCACCAAAACAUAAACAACCAUUUUAAGAUAAAAUUUGUUUUAGAAUGCUGAUAAGGAAAUUGACGUUUCUCGCUUUAUUAUUAGUCAACAAUGAAAUAAAAUGUGAAAUUGAUUAUGAUUUUGCGGAAACAACUGCAAUGAAUUAUAGAAAUGCUGAUGAAAAUACUGAACUGUAUAUAGAUAAUAGAAUUGAUGAAGUUCCUACAUAUGUUCCACCAGCGGAAAAAUUAAUAAAACAUCUUAUGACGGGAUUAGGAAUUAUAACAGGAAGAAGUAGUGAUACAAUCAGAAGAAGUGGAAUGGAUAAAAUUUUAAGUGAAAUAACGAGACCGAUUACAAGUAUUUUUAAUCGUAAUACAAAAUCAGGAGAAAGAUCAAUGAGAAGUACAGGAUUUGGAGAUAUACUUAAUUUAAUAACAGAUCAUUUUCAAGCUAUUUAUCCAGGUACUUUAUGGUGUGGUGCAGGUCACUUAGCAACGAAUUCUGAAGAAGUUGGUUUUUUUAAAGUCACAGACGCUUGUUGCAGGAGUCAUGACAAUUGUAGUUAUUCCCUUCAAGCGGGUAGAUCCAAUAAAGGUCUUCGUAACGAUGGUGUGUUCACUAGGUCCCAUUGCACUUGUGACGAAGAAUUUCAUGAAUGUUUAAAAAAUGCUCAUUCUGUGAUAGCUACAAAAAUUGGAAUAACUUAUUUCAAUAUUUUGAGACCUCAGUGUUUUAAGAUGGAAUAUCCUGCCACUUGUCGCAAAUAUGGACAUUUACGUCUUGCAAGAAGCAAAUGUAAAGAAUAUGAAAUAGACACUACGAAAAAUAUCGCCAUGCAAUGGUUUGACAAUCCAGAUUUUUAAUAAAUUCAAAAAAAAAAAAAAUAGAAAAGAAAAAAAAAUCAGAACAAUUUAAUUCGGUCGAAAAGAUGUGCCAAAUUGAAUUUUUAUUUAAUAAUAAAUAAUAAUUAUUGUUAUUAUUAUAAAAUUUUAAAUAAGAAUAUAUAAAUAAAUUAUAGAAUAUAAAUUAUUUUUUAAAAAA